AUGGUGGCUCGUAGAUCGGUUGUGGCCUACGUGGUCGCCUCCUUCCUCGCGUGCUUCUUGUUUUUGGCAGACUACGCCAACACGUAUCGAGAGUUCUACUCGGCGAUGGUUGCCUUGGCAAACUCGUCCUCUUUCCGUUUGGUCAUCGUCAACACCGCCAUCGCCGUUACCGUCGUGAUGUGGAUGACGCUGCAGUUCUGCUUCUUUGGGCAACUGAACGCGUCGGAGGAGACGGCGCUGCUUACCUCCUUCACGCUCUACAUGGUGGAGUGCAUCGUGGUGCCACUGUACAUGGACCAGCCGAUCAUGAGCGCCACAAGCCUCUUUUUCCUUUUCACGCUCGCGUGGCGUGGGCUGCACAAGCUUGCGUCGGAGAGAGUCACAACCCUCUCGACGGCGCAGAUGACGUGGUCGUCCGCGACGCGCAUACCGGCGUACCUGUGCUUCGCGAUCAUCUGCGACGUUGGGCUACUGACGUGGAUGAUCAAGACACGGCCGGAGUUGAUCGAUGAGAAGGCGUCGAUGCACUACUCCAUGAUCCUCAUCUACAUGCUGCUGCUGAGCUCAUCUCUGCGCAGCACCGUGCACUUCGUCAGCCUGCUCGUCCUUCGUGGUCAGCACACACUGCUGUCGUUUGUGGCGGACGCCCUCACGAGCAUUGCGGAGUCCCUGUUGUUCGUCGGCGUAUAUGCAUAUAUUUUCUACAAUUCGGCGCUACCGCUGCUGCUCCUGCGCGGGUUCGUGGGGCACGUACUGCGGAUCUUCGAGAAGGCAUCCGGGCUAGCCGAGUUCCUCGUCCUGGCGCGGCGGGUGCGGAACAACAUGCCGGACGCCACCGCCGAGGAUCUGGCGCGCGACGCGCGGUGUACCAUCUGCUACGAGGACAUGAUGCCCGGGGGUGGUACGAAGCGGCUGCCGUGCGGUCACUGCUACCACAUCGACUGCCUUGAGCGGUGGUUGGAAGGCCACUCAACGUGUCCGUACUGCAGGGCGAACAUCAUGCAGAUGCGCGGCGGCAACGACGCAGCAGCACCGCAGGUUCACGAGGAAGAUGCCGGAGCAGCAGCAACAACAGAUGCUGCAGCGAAUGACUACUCGCCUACGGGUGAGGAAGCCCCGGCUCAGCAACAGCCGACCGGCACUCCCGAGAACAUGGAGGUCGAAAUUCGGGAGGCUUACGAGCGGUACAGGCAGCAGCUGUGUUCUCCGUUGUCAGCGGCAAGUGGUCAUGCAGACGCAGGGAACCACCUUGCUGUCAUACGUGCAGGUACUGGCAGUCCGCGUCGCGUGUCGUCGCCUGUCUCGGACAGUUCCUCGACCCAUACAAAGUCCAUCACCGCGGCGCCCGUACCCUCAAAGACGGUCGAUCAGCUCAAGAUCGAGGCGUACGAAAAGUACCGCAAGCGUCUACGGGAGUCGGAGCGGGAGCUUCGAGUCGCUCUGCGGCUGGCUGAGGAGGUGGGCUACGCUCCGUGA
Molecule: messenger RNA, 1476 nt
Organism: Leishmania braziliensis MHOM/BR/75/M2904
Lineage: Eukaryota; Euglenozoa; Kinetoplastea; Trypanosomatida; Trypanosomatidae
Exons: 1
Coding region: 1-1476 (491 amino acids)
Source: RefSeq, a predicted model, not a curated record